UUCUCUGAUUCUAAUUGGUCAUUUUCUUACAUACUUGUAGAUUGAAGACCCAAUCAUGGAAAGGCCAUACACAUUUAAGGAUUUCCUUCUCAGACCAAGAAGCCACAAAUCUCACGUAAAAGGUUUCUUGAGAUUGAAGAUGGCUUAUAUGCCUAAAAACAGUGGCCAAGAGGAAGAAAAUAGCAAUCAAAGGAAUGAGUCUGAGCACGAAUGGGAUGUGAUUGAUUCCAAUGACUCUGCAUCUCAGCGUCAGGAGGUGUUACCACCUCCUCCACUGCCUCCUGGAUGGGAAGAAAAGGUUGACAACCUGGGGCGGACAUACUAUGUCAACCACAACAGCAGAACUACUCAAUGGCAUCGACCAAGUUUAAUUGAUGUGGGAUCUGAUUCAGAUAACAACAUCAGACAAAUAAACCAGGAAGCAGCCCAUAGGCGGUUUCGCUCUCGGAGACACAUUAGUGAGGAUUUGGAACCAGAACCUAUGGAGAUUGGAGGCAUUCUUGAGCCUUGGGAAGCCAUUUCAGAGGAGGCAAGUGCAAGUGGAGGUUCCUUAAGCUUGUUGUUGCCACCACCUCCUGCAUCUCCUGUAUCCCGUACCAGUCCUCCAGAGCUAUCUGAGGAACUGAGCAGUAGAUUUCAGAUCAUUAAUGAGGAACAGAUGAGUUCUUUGAUUGUAUGUGACACACUGUUUUUUCUGUAUACAUUUCUAUCACUGUGACCUUUUGUUAGUUUGACAUAAUCUGAAUCGCUUAUGUGGAUGAAUAGUUAUUGCUGGUCUUAA
Phasianus colchicus (ring-necked pheasant) is the source of this 781-nucleotide messenger RNA. The record is from RefSeq and is a predicted model, not a curated record. NCBI's taxonomy places the organism in Eukaryota, Metazoa, Chordata, Aves, Galliformes, Phasianidae.